GGAGAAUCACAAAUCACAAUAUUUGAACGUUUCACUAUAUCAUACACAUUUUACAAGCCCUAGAUUCAAAUCCCCAAAUCCCCCUUUCUCCUAGGGUUUCGCUAGUUGAUUCCAUAUCCAAAAUCCAAUUCACCAAAUCAAUUUAGUCCAAAUCAAUUCCACUUUUCACCAAUCUAGGGUUCCUCAAAUCAAUGUAACACCCUAAUUCAUCCAAAUCAAUCGAAUCCAAUCCAAGUCAAUCCUAUUUUCACCUUUAAUGGCAUCAACAUCAUCAUUAUCAUCAUCUUACAAUGAAGAUUGAGUGUUCUGGUUACAAUUCGCUGUGUUUAUCAUCAAAUUUGGUGUGUUUAUUGUGUAAUUCGGUUUGGAUCUGUUGUGUUGUGGUUGUGGUGGAUCGUGAUGGCGGCACCGAGGAUUCAGGUGGCGGAUCACGACAGAGAUGUGGAGAUGGCGGAGGAUUCACCGACUAGUAAGAAGCCGGUAGGUGUUGAAUUUGAGCGGAGGUUUCCGUUGACUCGAUCGGAGUUUGCGGUGGCGUUCGCUGUGUUUUUUGUGUUUGCUAGUGGUUUGUUUUGUAUUUAUCAGACAAUGCCAGCUGCAGAGUAUGGGAACCUUAAGCUGCCUCGGUCGGUUUCCGAUCUGCGGAUCCUCAAAGAACAGCUUGGAACGUAUGCAAGCAUUCACCCAACAAAGUUCAUGCUGGGCUACUGUUCCACAUACAUAUUCAUGCAGACAUUUAUGAUUCCCGGAACCAUUUUCAUGUCGUUACUUGCUGGAGCCCUUUUUGGUGUUAUUAAAGGCAUCUUCUUGGUUGUCUUUAAUUCCACUGCUGGUGCAUCAUCUUGCUAUUUCCUCUCAAAGCUAAUCGGAAGGCCUAUUGUCUACUGGCUAUGGCCCGCAAAGUUAAAAUUGUUUCAAGCAGAGAUAGCAAAGCGUAGAGACAAGUUGCUGAAUUACAUGCUGUUUUUGAGGAUAACACCAACAUUGCCGAAUCUUUUUAUUAAUUUGGCAUCACCAAUUGUGGAUGUACCAUAUCAUAUAUUCUUUUUGGCUACAGUUGUUGGCCUUGUUCCAGCUGCGUAUAUUACUGUCAGAGCUGGGCUCGCUCUUGGGGAUCUGAAUUCGGUCAAGGAUCUAUAUGGUUUCAAGACAUUAUCCGUGCUUUUCCUCAUUGGGUUCGUCUCUAUACUGCCAACCAUCUUGAAGAGGAAACGGAUAUACGAGUAACUCUUUUUCGAAGGUUGUAUUAUAGUUUCCAUUUUGAAUUAUAUCGGAUAUAAAGUGUUGAUAUGAUGCUGAGCGGGCGCUCUAAUUAGCUAAUAAGCAAAAGAAUAGUUGAAUCCUUUUCAUGUUUAUAUUGAAGCAGAAGAAUUUGAUAGAAUGAGAACUAUAGAGGGGGACAUGUACUUGUUAGAAGACCUAAUCAGGUUUGGACAAAUGUAUUUCUUUGCAAAGAACUAGUUUUCUAACAUUAUGGUAUUUUUAUUUUUGUUUUUAUUUAAUGACUAAUUAUAAUAUAAUUACCGAAUAUGUAUUUUAA
Helianthus annuus (common sunflower) is the source of this 1540-nucleotide messenger RNA. RefSeq lists its product as uncharacterized. Gene Ontology annotation, cellular component: endoplasmic reticulum. The transcript is spliced from 4 exons. The coding region runs from base 400 to 1227 and encodes 275 amino acids. The record is from RefSeq and is a predicted model, not a curated record. Lineage: Eukaryota; Viridiplantae; Streptophyta; Magnoliopsida; Asterales; Asteraceae.